Messenger RNA from Lepisosteus oculatus (spotted gar), 2117 nucleotides. RefSeq names its product transmembrane protein 212. NCBI's taxonomy places the organism in Eukaryota, Metazoa, Chordata, Actinopteri, Semionotiformes, Lepisosteidae. The record is from RefSeq and is a predicted model, not a curated record.
GUACACUGACAACGGUUUCUCUGGAAGCUGCACACAAAAACCUGGCACAAAUGGCCAAGGAAGACUGAAUUUCAUUAACCGAACAGAGGUUAGUUUAAAAUGGUAGACUUGUAUCAGUUUGUCGGAGGAGGCCAGCUUGUUUUUGGUAUUCUGAGCUUUCUGUCAGGGGUAUUUGCUUUCUUUCCUGUCUUCAGCUACAAGCCAUGGUAUGUCGGAUGGAGUAUAAGGAUUGCUGCUCCAAUCUGGACUGGAAUUUUGGCACUAAUUUCUAGUAUAUGUGUUCUGCUGGCGAACAGAAAACAGACUGUAAGAUCCAUGUGGGAAACAAGCUUCACUUUCUCCAUCCUGUGCACUGUGACCUCACCUGUACAAUUUGCUGUUGCUGUAGCUGCCAUCAUGAUCGGCCCCUGCUGCUACUACACGUUCGCUGGCGCGGUUGGCACGGAUUAUCUUGGCUACGCGGUCAAAUUCCCCUUCCCGUACACCAGGUUUCUGAAUGUGUGUCUGGACCCAGCCUCCUACGAGUGGUUCUUUCUGGGUUUGCAGAUUGUGGAUCUCCUCACCAGCCUUGGCAUUUUGUGCCUUUCUCUGAUCUUCGUCAUCAGGUUGACUUGCAGGCUCAGCCACGCAGGACAUGUCAAUAGAAGCAUACAAGGCUGGUAGGGAGAAUCUGUGGUCUCCAUUCUGGUCCAGAAACCCCUGAAUCCCUGGUUUUUUGCUAUUGGAUCAAGAUCACAAAGUAAAAAUUCUUCAGAAGGCUCCUGGAUGAGGAUCGUAUUUUCAUCAAGGACAAUCAGAUAACUAUAACUCUUGGUACAUUGAGUGUACUCUUUGAUCAUUUUAUAAGGAUUAACUAAUUAAAUGGAUAAAUAAGUGUCUUUUAAAAAUUAAAAUUCUUAAAGACAUCUGUUUGUUACAUAUCAGACAAUUUCUUACGAUUAUAUUCCUGCAGAGGUAUUUUAUUAAACUCUCUAAUAUUUCAUUAAAUGUUUAACUAAGCUGUUUUUUUGGUUUCAAAACAGAAAAUGCUCUGAAGUCACAGCAUCAUGUUCAAUAUUUCCCAAGAAUGUUAAAAAGCAAGUGAAGAAAUAUUUAUAUAUAUAUUCUGAAAAUAUAAAUACAUAUCCAGUAUAAUAUAUCUAAAUACUGUAAAUAUGUUUGCAUAUCUUUCUUGACAUCUUAAAGUUAAGAAUUAUGUAGGCAUCAAGGCAUUUUUAUAUUGCUUAGUCCAAAUAAAAGGUUUUUUUGAGAAAUGAACAAAAAUAAUGAUUUCUGUCUUUCUGAUAAUGAAAGAAAAAAUUAUUGUCUUAAAUAAUCAAAUCCAUCUUUUGAAAGAUGAAUAAACUAUGGUACCUUUCUGAAAUAAGUUAGAUGAAAUUCUUAACAUGCUUACAUGAUUUAGAAAAUCUUACACGGAUAUGUAAGACACAGUGAAAAUUGAUGUUUAUAAGAAAAUACAUUAAUUUAAUUUUAGACUUGUUUUAAGAAUUGCAAACAAUACAAUGUAAAUUAAAUUAAAAAAUACAAAAUGUAUUAUUAUAUAUGUAUUGAAUUUAUUUAACUUUUCAUUGUUAUAGCAGUGUUGUUUAUAUUUGCUUCUCUGGGUAAUAUUUUUCCACAUGUAUUUCUAGCUGUUAUAAAAUGAUUUUUCAAACAGACAUAAGACUGGCAGCAACAAGAUAUUUCUGGUUGUCUGAGGAAAAUGUUGUUAUUGACACUAUGCUAGGUUAUGUCUGUCUGUUCUGAAACGCAAAACAUGUUUUUCUUUUCCUGUUCUGAAGGUGUUACACAAACAUCUACAGUAACACUAUGAAGUAACGUACUGGGCUACAUUAAUAUUUUGUUGCUUUAAUAAAUUGACAGACAGAUCUUAUUUCAAAUGCAAAGUAUAAUGAGGAAGUGUGUAUUAAACACAUAUAUAAAGAUGCUGAAAUUGCCAUAAAUGUGGAGUAAGUGGAAACUGAAGCCCAUAAAGAGUAUUUGUCAAAAGUUUUAAAGAUCCUCAGUAUAGCAUAUCUGAAGAAGCUUUGAAUGUCAGAUGAAAUUAUUCUUAAGCCUUAAUGAAAGUGUUUGUUAAGUCAUUUUACAGAAAAUUAAAGUACAUUUUAUAAAACCUU